AUGCGAGCGCCGCCGCUGCUGCUGCUGCUGCUGAUGGCGGCCGCGGGCCUGGCCGUGAGUCCGCUCGCGCGCCUCAACCCCUGGCUGAGCGCGUGCGAUCUGGAGGAGGAGGGCGCGAGCGCGGGCGGCGAUUGCGCGGCGUGCGGCGGCGGCGGCGCGAGCGCGCUGGCGGGGCAGGACGUGCCCGCGCUGUGCGCGCUUGGUGCAGGAACGCGCGCGCGUCGUCUGGCGGCGUUGCGGCUGCGCGGCUGCUGCGAGCGUUCACCCGCCUCAGCGCUCGACCGCGGCGCGCGCGCCGACGUGCUUGCCGGCGGGCCGCGCUGCGAGCGCACGCUGCGAGACCUCCUAGCCCUGGACGCGUUGGUGGCGCGUGUACAUUGCGAUUUCGUCACCAUCCUUCAGCGCUACGACUGCGACCAGUCCUAUUCUGUUCACACCUGUAACGAAUGCCAGCUGCCCUUUGCAGAGGAAUAUGCGCAGGACUAUCUCUUCGAUAACCUCGUCAACCAUGAUGAGGCGCCCGUUUUAUUUUAA
Molecule: messenger RNA, 534 nt
Organism: Pieris macdunnoughi
Lineage: Eukaryota; Metazoa; Arthropoda; Insecta; Lepidoptera; Pieridae
Source: the annotation of a GenBank genome assembly